Messenger RNA from Babesia bovis T2Bo, 646 nucleotides. Its product is annotated as LSM (small nuclear ribonucleoprotein) domain family protein. Bases 138 to 617 code for a protein of 159 amino acids. The record is from RefSeq and is a predicted model, not a curated record. Gene Ontology annotation, molecular function: RNA binding. The transcript has 2 exons. Lineage: Eukaryota; Apicomplexa; Aconoidasida; Piroplasmida; Babesiidae. Gene Ontology annotation, cellular component: U5 snRNP; U1 snRNP; U2 snRNP. Gene Ontology annotation, biological process: mRNA splicing, via spliceosome.
AACAUUAUAAACAAUAUUUUUCAACAAACUAAAUACCGGAAGUCACUUGGCUUCCGGAAUCUAGCGGAUAGGUUAAUAUCCCAACCGACUUCCGGGGUCGACGAGACCGCGUGUCUUGGAAGCACUUCAAUGAAAACAUGGCUGGGAAAAAUACACGGAUGCAGCAAUGGCUGCAGUAUAGAGUCAGAGUAGCCAUCAAAGAUGGACGUAAAUUCGUUGGCACAUUUAUCGCUUUUGACAAACACAUGAACCUCGUGCUGGCAGAUUGCGAAGAGUUCCGCAUUACCAAGGGCAAGGGACCUGAUAAACAAAAAGUGGAACUUAAAAGAACAUUAGGUUUCAUCAUGCUGAGAGGUGAAAAUAUUGUAUCAUUCACAGCAGAGGCGCCGCCAGCAGCACCCAUGGUACCGUACUCAAUGGGUGGACCUGGUAAAGCCACGCCAGCAGGUCGUGGAAUACCCAUCGGAAUGGCAAGACCGGCACAACCAGGAAUGCCACACCUACCACAAGGAGCAAUGCCAUUACAGGCACCCAUGCGCGGAUUGGUUGGAGCUGCACCCAUGAACAUGGCACCGCAACAAACACCAGUUGGUACCAUGCCACCAAGACCAAUGUAGCGACUUUUGGAAUACUAAUUUAUUUGCAA